AUGGUUAAUAAUGAUAAUAAUAAUAAUAAUAUAAAUAAUACAAAUACAGAAUCAAACAAAAAUAAAAAUAAUAAAUAUAAUUUUAAUGAAAAAUAUGAAGAUAGAAUUUUAAUUGCAAGGCAAAAACAAAUAGAUUAUGGAAAAAAUACACAAGGUUACAAAAACUAUAUUGAACUUUUAAAUUCAAAUCCAAAUUUUAUGAAUGAAACAAAUAAUGUAAAAAUUCCUUGUAUUUUCCAAAAAUGUUCAAAAAGAAGUUUUGAUGGACAGAUAAAGAAAUGGAGAAGAUUUUUACACCAAUUUGAUGAUAAUUUUUCGAGUGAUUCCGAUAUAUUUAACACUUCAUCUUCAAGUGAGGGAUUUAAUUCCGAUAGUAACGAUUUGGAUAAUGAAAAUAACGAACAUUGUCUAUUAAUGGAUUAA
Dictyostelium purpureum is the source of this 423-nucleotide messenger RNA. RefSeq lists its product as uncharacterized. Lineage: Eukaryota; Evosea; Eumycetozoa; Dictyosteliales; Dictyosteliaceae. Gene Ontology annotation, molecular function: mRNA binding; histone pre-mRNA stem-loop binding. The coding region runs from base 1 to 423 and encodes 140 amino acids. The record is from RefSeq and is a predicted model, not a curated record. Gene Ontology annotation, biological process: mRNA transport; mRNA 3'-end processing by stem-loop binding and cleavage. Gene Ontology annotation, cellular component: cytoplasm; histone pre-mRNA 3'end processing complex. The transcript has 2 exons.